Rana temporaria (common frog) is the source of this 7272-nucleotide messenger RNA. It is a transcript of the gene AKAP6, whose product is annotated as A-kinase anchoring protein 6. The record is from RefSeq and is a predicted model, not a curated record. Lineage: Eukaryota; Metazoa; Chordata; Amphibia; Anura; Ranidae. The coding region runs from base 128 to 5872 and encodes 1914 amino acids. Gene Ontology annotation, molecular function: protein binding. The transcript is spliced from 14 exons.
UAAUGAGCAGCAUCAUCUGAGUUGAUGUCACAGCAUCAUCCAGCAGGUCACAGUACCAACCGUUCUCCGCCCAGAGCCUCAGACGCAGCGUGCGCAGUCCAAGAGAAGGUAUGGUUAACCCCACGCCAUGAGUUUAUUGGUGACACCCUCCAGAGCCCAAGACAGAGAUAUCAUGGAGUCUCACACCUCUAGCAUAGGUGAAAUGGAGCCCCCUAUUGGUCAAGACUGCGUUCCGCGCUAUGACAGACCUCCUCCCGUCCACACUGGAGCUGACUGGAAGAUUAUUUUGCACCUUCCAGAAAUCGAUACCUGGAUCCGGAGCACAUCUGAGAGAGUGAGAGGCCUCACACAGUCCGUGCAAGAGGAUCCCCAGAGCAAACAUGUUGAUGUGCACUUAAUGCAGCUCAAGGAGAUCUGUGAGGAUAUCUCGGAUCACGUGGAACAAAUCCAUGCUUUGCUGGACACAGAAUUCUCCCUGAAGCUACUAUCUUAUUCUGUCAAUGUGAUUGUGGACAUCCAUACAGUGCAGCUCCUGUGGCAUCAGCUCCGGGUGUCUGUGCUGGUCCUAAGAGAAAGGAUACUACAAGGGCUGCAGGACAGCAACGGCAACUACACACGACAGACUGACAUCCUGCAAGCGUUCACCAAGGAGGACCAAGAGGAUAGGCUUGAUGCCCUGACGGAAGUGGACGGCUCAGGUCAGCUGACCAUUCGAUGCCCCCCGGAUUACCUCUCACUGGACUGUGGGAUCACUGCCUACGAACUAUCAGACUACAGUCCCAGGGAGGAGGACACCCCACCUCCCCCUGCUAAACCCCUGGAAGACUGGACAUACAGUGCUAUGCAGCAAGAGUUUCCAGAAUUAGUUAAAGGUCCCGGUCUGCUAAGCAUUGUUUCGGACAAGGAAGCCUCACUGAAUUCUGCAAUGGAGAAAGAGUCAGCACACCACCACCUGGAGGAGACAGGGCAACAGACUCUCAAGUCUUUCCUUUCCAGUGAAAGCACCACACCAAAAAGACCUUUACAGGAGGGCAGUGAUCACGGGGGAGAUUCUCCAACUCGGCCUUCUCUUCCAAAACGGGGACUGUUUCUGAAUGAUAUGACAGAUUGGGCGAAGUCAGACAGUCUAACUUCUGUUGAUAUGAACUUGUCACCGCCAGUUUGCUCUACAUCCCCCAACAAACACUUCAGUCUUAGCGUGGCAGCCACAUAUCCUGCUAAUAUUCCAUCAUCUCCUGAAAGCCAAGUACCUGACGAGGAUGACACAGCACAGAAUAUAGAGGAGCCGGCCAAUCAAGUGCAUCAGUGCCUUGAUGGUAAAGCAUCCCCUAUUAAUUCUACUAACUCCCACUGCAGUACACCCAAUGAAGGUCAGCGAGACCAGCAGAAUAAUAGAGUGUUGGACUCACCACCCCAGGAAUCAGGAGAUGACCGCUGGUAUGGGUCUGAUGAAUUCCUGGCUUUACCUUCACACUUGCACCAAACAGACCUUCUUGCCUUGCGCCUUGGUAGCCUUUCACAGUUGGUAUCUCCUACACCUGGAGAGCCCCAACCAUCAUUCCGAGAUGUGGAGGAUUGGGAGAUCAGUUCAGGAUCAGAGGUUGGCCCUAGUUCACCGCGAUGUCUCUCUCCUAGUUCCCCAAGUGACAUUGCCUCGUAUACCGAUGGCAGUGAACGAUCAACUCCGCACCUUAGUGGGUCAGCAUGCACCGGAAGACAGAACAAAGCAGCACUUAUACAGAGAUUGAUGUGGGACAUCCAGAGACAGGACAAUGAUCGACAUGUGUGGGACAGAAUCCAGGGCUUUGUGUCGAAGCUUGACAGAUUCAUCCGCUGGUUACAAGAUGCAAUGGAAGCUACAGAGAACUGGACCCCUCCUCAGCCUGAAACAGAGGCCCUCCAGCUUUACCUCCAUACACACCUGAACUUCAAGCAGAGUGUGGACAGUCACUGUGCACUAAAAGAUGCGGUUCUGGAAGAAGGUCAAAGACUGAUGGAGGUGCUGGUAUCUCACAGAGCAGGUUUCCAGGAGAUGGUGCAGAUGAUUACUGCUCAAUGGAAGGAGCUACAGAAGCAGAUACGGAGGCAGCACGGCUGGAUCCUAAGUGCUCUUGAUACUAUCAAGGCAGACAUACUGCAGACAGAUGAGAUGCCAGAGAUUAUGAGUGAACCACAGGUAAAUGGUGACUCUUCCAGUUCUAUACAAGCUCAGAGAGAAGCUUUAACCAAGAUGUCAUUGCAGCUGAGCAGCUCUGAGUAUUCCGAGAUUACUCAUCACACUGACCCGGUUCCUUUGAAAAGUAGCAUGAGAUGUGACAGUGUCCAGGAAGUGGAAUCAGAAUGUAUGGAGUUCUGGGACUGGCUGCUGGACAUGGAAGCCACAGUGCAGAACAGCCUUGGGUUGCUGGUGUCUGAGGAGCAGCAUCUACAGAUGUGCAAGAGGUGCAAUGUGGAGAUGUCACUGAGGGAAGACAGGAUGCACGCUUUACUUCGUCAACUAGCGACCUUGAGGAAGGAAGGUGAUGUGCUACCCAUUAACAUCCAAGACAAGGAAGAGAUGAUUCAGGAGAAGUGGGACAUGCUCAAGAGGUCUCUUUCUGAAGCUCUAUCAUACUCUUCACCUCGUCCUGUGCUCUCUCCUGGGAGUGGAAGUCUAGUGCAGCAACUUGAUCAGCGAGUAAAAGAACUAAAGUCUUGGUUGAGAGAUACUGAACUAGCCUUGUAUAACUCUAGUCUGAGGCUGGACAAAGAAGGCAAUGGAAGUAGUAAUGAACAUCUGCAAAGAGAGCUUGAACAAUUCCAGAGUCUCUGCUCUGAGCUCAGGCUUCGUAGGCGUGGAGUGACAUCGGUCCUGCGUUUGUGUCACCACCUUCUAAAUGUCCAAGACCAGUCUCCACAGCAUGAUCCUCCCAACCUGCAGCUCCUAAGUGUCAAUCUGGAGAGAAGAUGGGAGGCCAUAGUGAUGCAGAGUACACAGUGGCAAAAGCGUCUGCAAAGAGAACUGGGUGAAGAGCAGGAGAUGGAUCAACUGGUAGACCCAGACUGGGCUGAUUUGAACAAUGCAGGAGGGGAGGAAGCAUUAGAAUGGGAUGAGACUGACAUUACUACAGAGCCUGUUUGUGGCACCAAUGAGAAUAAGCAGUUAAUUGCAGACAUGUUUGUUUCAAAUGGAAGAUGCUGCUCAGGGCCAGCUGUUUCGGAUGACACUCACCAGCACAGUCCUUGCCAGACUCCUGUAUAUCAAGUUUACAGUUUGCACAACAUAGAACGCUUUCAAACAAACAUAGAUUUGUCACCAAAAGAAACCAAGAAAUUGGAUUCUCUAGGACCCCUUCCAUUUUCUCUUCUUCGAGGCUGCAGCUUUUUAUCUCUUCCAGAUUUAGCUAAUGGAUCCCCACAAGCUCAUCACCUUACAAAAAUGCAAAUGGAUUCGAGUGGGCACUCUGAAUGUGAGAGUGGCAUUGCAAGUGGAGAAGGUGUAACUGCUGCCAAUUCAGAAGGUUGUCUAUCUGUGGAUGGAGAAGGGCCACAAGGGUGCCAGGAUCAAAACGAUGAUGUAUGUCAGAUUGGCAGUAAAGGUUUUGGACUUGUACAAGUUUCUAGGUCUAAACCCCAAAGUCCACUCAUGUUUCAAAACACUUUACAAAUACAGUCUAACCGACCCAAAACCAUGACUCUGGAAAGAACACAGAGGAUGGUACCAAAUUUAUGUUUCCAAAGAACCCCAGGUCAGAUUAGUGUUAACAGGACUAUGCUUCAAGCUAGCUCUGCAGACCAUAGCCCUGAGGACAAGGUGGACUUUCAGGACCUGAUUGAAGUCUUAAGUCCAGAAAACUCACUGUCUAGCUCUUCAUCCCUAGAAUCACUUUCAGUCCCUGGUGAGGCUCCAGAGUCCUCAAUACUCAAACGUAGUGUGUCUCUGGAGAGCUGGCCAGCUUCAUAUAAGAGUAAUGAAGAUCUCUUCAGUCAGCAAGGUUCAGCUGAUAUUACCCCAGGGAGUGAUCCAGGGGAAGAGUUAAGUAAACGUACUUUAGACUUGCUGAAGAGGCUGGAGGAUAUUGAGUGUCCAUCUGAACAGAAAAUGAAGCGCAGUUUCUCUGAUGACAUUACCCUUAGAUGUAGUUCUCGAAAGCCAUCUUUAUCUGGUCUCCAUCUACCACAAGACAAGGAGUCAUCAGGGAAUGAAGAUAUUGGUUCUGAGUUGACUGAACUGAGUAGCAGUGAUGAGCUAUCACUCAGAUCUGAAGAUAUGGUUGUACUAAAAGGCCGGUUAGGGUUACUGAACUCUAAUGCCAGUUUCCGCAAGCAUCUUAGUCGUUCAUUAGGAGGAGAAGGGGAAGCCAACUUAAGCAUGAUUGUUAAUGUAUCAUGUACUUCAGCCUGCACUGAUGAAGAAGAUGAUAGUGACUUGUUAUCAAGUUCCACCCUCACAUUAACCGAAGAAGAAGAGGAAGAAGAAGAGGAAAUUGAGGAACCAAAUUCCAGUAUGGGAAGUGCGGACGAGGCUGGAGAGGGUUCAGAACUACCUUUGGGUUCAGAUUUUAUCAGAAGAGAGUUGCAGGCAUGGAUUAAACCUACAUUUAUGCUUCCCAGAGAAAGAAGAAAAAUGAAUAGGGUGCUACAGGAUAUGGCUGGUACUUCAAAGUCCGAAAAAAAAUUGCACAAUUAUGUACAUAAACAUAAGGAGAAUAAUGGAAAUGAUAAAGAUUUAGCCACGGGUCCAUCAACAUUAAGGGAGGAAAAAAGUCUAAAUAAUUCAGGUUUUCUGGUAGAUGAUGUUGAAAAUGGAAAUGUUGGAAAUGUUGAAAAUGUUGACAGUAGAGUAGACACUGUAAAGGACAAUGUGUUUAAGAGAAAUCUUCCUGAAAGGAAGAUAAAAACAGGGCCAUACCCAUCAAUAUCAAUAACAAAAACAGAAAAACUACAUCCUCCCUGCAUGCCUGCCUUGGCAUAUCAUAAGCCCCGUGAGCUUGGACCAUCCUCAAAUGGUAAGAGCAACUUGCGUGUUACAUGUGAUGCAGUGGCAGAUGUGGAAAUGAUAGACAAUAGUUUAUUGGUGCCAGAAAAAAAACAAGCAUCUUCCAGUACAGUUUUAGAAUUAGCAAAAGAAUCUUCAUGUUCUUGUCAUAGUUCAGCACAUGAAACAUCUAGUAGUCCAGAUUGCACUGUACAGGAAUUUGUAAAGGAAAUUUUGGAUAUGACGUCUAAUGCACUUCAUAGAUCAUCACCACAGGACGGAACUGGAGCUCAAAUUCGAGAGAAGGUGCUAGAGUAUUCUCGUAGACAGCUGGAAAGAGGGGACUUCUACUCUUACUUAUCUCUUUCCUCUCAUGACAGUGAUUGUGGGGAGCUGAAUGGAUUUGCCACUACCACACAGGUGCCAACAGAAGGUUACACAGAGCAAGAAAUCGAGGACAUGUUUGAAGCUUGCACAGAUGAAAAGAAAGAAGUUUCAGUCAAAGAGCAGGUGUCUCAAGAUGUAAGUUGGCCAUCCAAGUUGUCUGUUAGACAGCCUACAGUUACAACGCCAUCAGUUAAAUGCCUUCCUAAUUCUACUGGCAUCAAGAAUCCUCAGAAUAAAGUUCCAACCUCAGGGCCACAAGCAGCCUUUAGAUUAUCUUCCCAGAAAAUUCAGGAUUAUUCGACAGCCACUGCAAAGGGGGAAGGCAAAACCUCCAGCAAAAAGCUGCCCUUCACAAGAGAAACACGCCCUGAACCAAAAGGAAAAAGUUCUGCAAAGCCGACAGUCUCCAGCCUUCCUGUCCUGCACAAAAGGGUCCGAGACCCAAGGCCCUUAGAAGCAGGCAGUUCUAACCUGGUCACAGGGCAAAAGAGACCAUUAAACGGCUCCAAGACCCACAAGGACCUGUGAUUCUCCACCUCUUAACAAGGGUGCCUCCGCUGCUGGGGUGAUGGUGACUUGUGCUAUGCACUGAUCUUCUCUGUCUAUGCUUCCUCUCACACAGCUUAUUGGGUUUGCAUCAAUUGGCUUUCUGUGAGAAAACUGAAGACCUUCUGACUUCUUCGGUGUAGAACAGGGUAGAGAUAAUAUGGUGCCCUAAAGCGAUGUGUAUCACCCUCAAAGACCAACUGUGCAUUUUUUGGAAGUAAAAUAUUUACAUUUUGCUAUGUGAGCAACCUGUAUUGCUCCAGGGUUAUGUAAAGAUUAUGUGUGAGACAAUAGAAGAAGAUGUUCUGUUAACAAUGGAUAAAGAAAAGGGAUUGUUGCGGUUCUACGGCUGCCAAUUUGAGAGACUUGAGGAAGGAUUUGAUGGUAUGUGUGGAACUACAAAGGGUAGGCUAGUAUGACAAAUGAGUCGGUAAGAUAGAAUAGGAGGCAAGAUAAUGGCUAAGGUUUAGAAUGUAAGUUAUGUUAAAGUUUCGAAAGUGUAAAGGUUAAUAUGAAGGAUGAACUGGAAUUCGGUCAGGUUGUAUGUUGGAUUAACUUCUUUUUGUUAUAAAUGAAACUGGUCAUGCAGUAUUAAGCUAAGUUUAUCAGGAGGUACAUCUUAUUCAGUAAAGACGAUUACUAUUGAUAAUGAGGGAAGAUUUGCAACCUUAAGUUAAAUCAUAUAAUCCAUCAGAGAUUAAAGGGUCUGUUGUAAUAUUACAUUAUGUGAGAGUCUUUGAAUUAAAAUAAUGUAGACAUUAUUCAAUAAAGGUAGACCAAAAAGCAUUGAUAAUGUGCAAAGUGCUAUGAUACAUAGGAACCAACCAGAAUUAAUUUCUAUAGGCUGACUAUAGAAAACGUAAGCCUAGUUGGUUGCUAUGAGUUGUGCAUGUAGUGCAUCCUCCUUGUUUUCUGAAUCACCAUAUUGCAUAGGCCAGAGUGUUUGUUAAACCAUUUAAAUGCCAAAUAAGUCAAAGCAAACCUCUCAGUUCACAUUUUUGUUAUGUUUUCUUUAAUGCCGCACAUUUACAAGAUUAUGUUUUUUUUAUAUGUAUCAAUAUUUUAGCUACAUUCUUCAUUCCCAAUUGAUUCGUGAAUGACUAUGACUGUGGCAGGGACACACCUCUCCAAAAUAUUAAUAAAUAAUAUCUCUGCAUCAAUUCUCAACCUUCUUCUCAGGUAUCACUAGCAGGUCAUGUUUCUCAGUCCUGUCUGUACAGUCCUGUGUAUAGACAUAAGGGACAACUGCUGAUUGAAUGACUUUUGUGAUUUUACUUGAGUAAGGUGGUUCUUCUAUCAAUGGCUUUAGGUACAAAAAAGGAGAGGAAGAAAAGAACAAGUGUGUCUGUACAGAUUAAAAAAAAUAAAGCACUUUCCUAAUU